This is a messenger RNA of Mycena citricolor, 2780 nucleotides long. The record is from the annotation of a GenBank genome assembly. NCBI's taxonomy places the organism in Eukaryota, Fungi, Basidiomycota, Agaricomycetes, Agaricales, Mycenaceae.
CAUGGGCAUAAAGCAUCUAGAAGCGUACGCGACGGAGCGCAAACACGUCCACACCCUCCCCCUCUCGACGCUCUCGGAUUCGCGCUUGGGGAUCGAUGCCGCGUACUACCUCCAACAGCUCCUGGACACCCCCGGCUCGCGCGAGCCGCUCCUUGCCGCGACGGGCGGGCUCCCGCUCGGCCUCACCCAGCGUAUCGAGUCGGAUUUGCGCGCGCUCGACCGACUUCGGAUCAAGCCCGUGUUCGUGUUCCCUGGGCUCGUGCCUAACAGACGCAGCAAGAAUCAGGGCGGCUCGGGGAACGCGAACAACAGUAGCAGCAGCAACGGCAUGCACAUGAAUAUGGGGCCGGCGGGGAUGGGGCCGCUGGCGCCUGGUGGCGGGCUGGAGCAGGUCGAGGCGUGCCGCGAUAGGCGGGACGCGUGGGCCAAGUACGAAGCGGGGCAGGAGGACGCUGCGACGAAGUUGUUCGAGGGGCGCAGUGCGUUCCAGCAGUGGGAUCUCUGGAGGAUGGUGUUGCGCAUCUUCAGACAUCGGAACGUGGAGUUCAUCGUCGCGCCUUACUGUGCGUGGGCCCAGCUCAUUUAUCUGCAACGCCAUCCGAAGCAAUACAUUCAUGCCAUAUUUGGGUCUACGGACACUCUGUUGUAUCCGGGCGUCGACCGCCUCAUCACUCAUAUCGAUCUCGUCGCUGCAGCCAAUGCACUCGGUCCCUCAUCAUCCUUGGCUUCCUUUUCGUCCGCAUUCGGACCCCCUCCUCCAUCCCCAGCGACAGCCUCUAAUGCUACUCCGGCAACGUUCACUUACAUCUCCAAGCGUUCCAUCAUCACCGAGCUCGGCCUUUCUGAAGACCUCUUCCUUGACGUUGGAAUACUGGUAGGCUUCGGCUGGAACACCAAUCCGGCUGCAGUUUCUUACGCUGGGGGUUAUGGUGCUGGAGGUGGAGGCUAUGGUGGCGGAGGAAUGGGUGGGACCAUGCCGUUCCCACCAACUGUUCACGAACAGGCCUUGAAAGCCACUGUGGACAUGGUUAAAUACUACAAGUCGGGCUUUGCUGCAGUGACCGCAUAUGCAGAACACCCGGCCGUUAAAAGUCUGGGAUAUCCCGAACAUUAUGCAAGGACGAGAACCAUGGUUCGGUACUCGCUUAUCUUCUCGGCUGAGGGAGUAGUGCUUCCGUUACCCGUUGCUCUCUCUAGCACGGCCAACUCACCGUCUGGGUCUGGGCCUGCUCCCAAUGGCGGAAAUGUUGUUAGCGCGGCCGAGGUUCCGACGGACCUGAACGACGUGUUUACGCAUCGAUUACCUGAUGAGAUCUUCUUUUAUCUUUCCCGUGGCCUCCUCGGGCCGCAAGCUCUGGUCUGGCUCACGAGCGGACAGAUCGCCGAGAGCCCGCCCUUGGACAAUGGGGAGACGACCGAGUAUAAACGAUUUGUGAAGGAAGUGGUGACUGACGGGCAGACUGGUCCGAGGGCUACGGCCCUUGCGCUCCUUUCGUCCGUUUGCCACUCGUUCUGGGGCAAUCGGAAGGUUACGGGAUAUUUCUGGUUCGAGCAGCCUGGCCCUCAUGCGCAGAAGCAAGUUCAGCAUGGGGCACCGCAGACGACCCAACUGGCAGAACGGGUGUCUGGGUGGAAUGUAUCAUAUGCGGUAGUCGAAGAAGAACUUCGGCGGCAGAAUUCUGCCACGAUUGACUUCGCGCUCUGCCUCGGGGCAACUGCUACGGAACGUCAUGCAGCGAGGACCCGGGUGAAAGCCUCCUCAACGACUCCAUUCGAGAAGAAGGACGAAGUCGUGGCUAAUGUGAUAUGGCGGUUCCUCGAGCUUCGGGGAUUCCUGCUCAAUACGCACACUCAUUCCCCGCUAGCUCGGGCCAUGUACGUGGCCAACAAGAGUUCGAAGCUAAACGACAAGUUUCAAGACCCGCUGUAUCUCUUUUUGGAACUCGUGCGUGCAGGGGUUAUGCACGGCCACUUGUGGAGCGGCCGGGCGUUCAGUGGUGGACCCAGCUUCGGCACUGAUGAGGAAAAGUCUGCCAUGCUGUUGGUUAUGCGGGUGAUGAGCAUCGUUCCGAUGACAUUCAAGCCUGUGCCGUGGUCAGCGCCUCUGUCGCGCGAGCUGCUUGUCUUCAAUUCCUUCGUGCGCAGCCUGACCCGGGCCCUUCGCACAUUGAUCGAGGUGACUUCGUUGAACAUGCUUCUGCGCCACGACGCACGGCGAGGUCGUGACGAUCUGCUAGACAUUUCGCUUAGCUUGCCAUUCCAGACGGAGGCGAACACGGGCUUUGGAGUGCUUGGGAAAGUUUAUCUGGAUGCGCUGACGCACAUCAACAAUCGGACACGCGUUCGGGAUCCAAAUGCGCCCGGCGUCAAAGAGGCCAAGGCGAUGGCCUUGGAAAUCUGCGAGGAAACGUUCCCGGGUGUGAAAAACCCCAAGUUGGAAGUAGAGCGUGGGUUCCGCUUCUGGGACGUGGCAUUGACUGCUAUGCGCCAAUUGCACUCUGAAGGUGCCGUGCUUCGCGAGCUGAUUGACCAAUUUGAGGCUGCCGAAGCCUGGUUGGCGCCGAUGCGUCCUUGAAUGAGGGCCGGCUGUCCGUGGGAUAAAAUCUUCCUCCUUCACAUUACGCGUUCGCUUUUAUGUAGCUUUUUUGAGAAAAUGUCACGCCCCAUGCGCCAUGUUCUCAUCAUGCGGCUGAGCAACGGGUAACCACAUACUCACCACCGGAGCUUGCGGGCGCUAUCCUGGGCCCGUGAUUAACGCUACGACAAGCCAGGUGUCUCGA